This is a messenger RNA of Maniola jurtina (meadow brown), 1797 nucleotides long. Its product is annotated as acyl-CoA Delta-9 desaturase-like. Bases 335 to 1525 code for a protein of 396 amino acids. Gene Ontology annotation, molecular function: stearoyl-CoA 9-desaturase activity; iron ion binding. The transcript has 7 exons. Gene Ontology annotation, cellular component: endoplasmic reticulum membrane. Gene Ontology annotation, biological process: unsaturated fatty acid biosynthetic process. Lineage: Eukaryota; Metazoa; Arthropoda; Insecta; Lepidoptera; Nymphalidae. The record is from RefSeq and is a predicted model, not a curated record.
UCAGAAUUUUUAAUUAAAAUUGAGUUGAUAUCGAUGUUCAAAGCCAUGACGCGAAUUAAUUUUCAUCGUCAAUUUUAUGCACAAGCAUUAAAAGCCAAGUUCACAAGAACCUAAAAAUUAGCAAAUUGAAUACAACUAUGUCAAUUGAACACUAUCUAUUUGUAACAUUGAUUUACAUACAAAACUGAGGUUCAAGUUUGGAUUGCCCAAUACGUUCAGUAAACGUAUUCUAACAAUACAAUGCAAUGAAGACACACAUUUGAAAUAAAAACAUUUAAAAGAGCAAUCGGUAUUCUUCGUCAUCAGUAGUAAUUAGACAAUUACUGAGACCGAAAUGACUCCCCAAGAUACUAGUACUACAAAUAAAAAUAAUUACGAAGAUAAUGUCCAAAAAACGAAGGAUAAAAGUGACGAUUGCAAUGAAAUUAUUCUUACAAAACGCAUAGGAACUGAUUAUUCCUACAAACAUCAAAUAGUAUGGAAAAAUGCUAUCGGAUUCCUUUUUUUACAUUUAAUGGCAUUAUGGGGACUAGGCAUAAUUUUUACGGGUGGUAUCACCUUUAAAACUUUUUUAUGGUUUGUAUUACUGUUGUUCAUCUCUACAGAAGGAGUAACAAUAGGCGCUCACCGACUUGUCGCUCACAAAACUUUUAAAGCGAGUCCUCUUUUAAAAGUCAUUCUUCUCUUUGGUCAGACGAUGGCUGGACAGAACUCCGUCUUCAUCUGGUCUCGAGACCAUCGUCUUCAUCACCGCUACUCGGAUACAGAUGGUGACCCUCACAACUCGAAGAGAGGAUUUUUCUUCUGUCACAUGGGCUGGCUCAUGAUGAAGAAGCAUCCUUACGUCCUCAAUUUAGGAAUGAGGAUCGACAUGAGCGACUUACUAGCUGAUCCGAUCGUUAUGUUUCAGAAAAAGUACUACUACUAUUUAUAUUUCCUAAUUGCCGUAUUCAUACCCGUGUUUGUGCCAUGUUAUUAUUUCGGAGAAACGUUGAGGACUAGUCUUCUCACCUGUUACUUUGCUCGUUAUAUGACACAACUAAAUGGCACCUGGCUCGUCAAUAGCGCUGCACAUCUUUAUGGCACAAGACCGUAUGACAAGAAACUACAGCCCGUAGAGUCAUGGUUCGUCUCGUUCAUAAGCUUAGGCGAGGGCUGGCACAACUACCACCAUGCUUUUCCUUGGGACUACAAAGCUGCUGAACUCUCUAUGCACUUUAACCAAUCAGCAAGCUUCAUCAGAUUCUUCGAGAAAAUUGGACUUGCUUAUGAUUUGAAAACUGCUUCACCAGAAAUGGUAAGAAGACGAGUAAUCAAAACUGGCGAUGGAACACAUUACGAGAUGGGCAAUGAUAAAGACCGGAAUGCGGUUACAGCCAUCGGAAUAUUACAUCCCCUAAAUCCCUCAUACAACGUUGUUUAUUCAGCGCCUGAAGCGGUAUUAGAAGAUAAAGGGCUGCCUUUGAACGAUGAAAAUGAUGUUUUUGACCCUAGAGUGGCGAAUAGGAAAACUGCAACUGCAUAAAUACUUCGAUAGGAUGUUACUGUAUAAGAAGUUCGUUUGAAUGUAGUGAGAUUAAAUGAAUUGGAUGGAAUGAAUUUUUAAAGAUAAGGAAAUCGAUUAAAUAAAUAAUUAUAUGCAAGUGUGUGUUCAUUUAGAUACAUAAAUGGAAAAACAUAAUAUGGAGCUGUGAACUAAACAAAAUAUUACUCAAGUUAUGUUUCUUUAAUAAUGAGAAUACUUACUAAACAUAGUUUAUAGUAAUAAUUAAAUUAAGAUAUAAGUUUAAAAUCAAA